This is a messenger RNA of Rhopalosiphum maidis (corn leaf aphid), 2885 nucleotides long. It is a transcript of the gene Sqor, whose product is annotated as sulfide:quinone oxidoreductase, mitochondrial. The coding region runs from base 1157 to 2422 and encodes 421 amino acids. NCBI's taxonomy places the organism in Eukaryota, Metazoa, Arthropoda, Insecta, Hemiptera, Aphididae. The record is from RefSeq and is a predicted model, not a curated record. Gene Ontology annotation, molecular function: sulfide:quinone oxidoreductase activity; FAD binding. The transcript has a single exon. Gene Ontology annotation, cellular component: mitochondrion.
CGUUCUUAAAAAUUAUUUCAAAUUAUCACAACUGCAUUUACUUUUAAAAAUCUAUGAAUACGAAUACGAUUCGUUAGUAACAAAAAAAUUGUAUUUAUAUGGUGUACUAUAUUAUUACCUAUUAGUUACUACCUAUAAUAGGCUAUGAAUACCUACAAUAUGCAUCACUUAUUGUGGGUGGGAGGAUAUCAACAAGUCCGUCCUAACACUCCUGACAUAAUCACGAACUCACGGUAGACACCUGUUGUGAAGGUAUAGUCUUACAGACAAUAGAUAACAGUGGAGUUCGAUCGACAAUUUUAUUCAACUUUGAUGAAUGUCGUAUUAUUGUUAAGCAGUUCUUCGUGAUAGUAGUUAUUUUGUGAUUAAACUGAUUAUAGUUCAUUUCUGGUUAUAAUUAUACGACACAAUCGACAUAUUAUUAUGAAAUAUUGUAUAACAUGAAGCACACAUAAUUAUCAGAAAUUGUUUAACAGGUCGACAUUCGUCAAAUGUAUCACAGCUGAUUUUUAAACAGCAUCCGGAAUUCCGGACUUCAAAUACAUUUUGUUGAACCGAACGCUGAGAAAGGUGAACAAUAUUCUAUUUUUAAAUCAGAUGUCCUGUCCUGUUAGAACUUAGUAAGUUACCAACAGUGUCGCACUGUAAUUUUAUAUUACAUCAGAAGCGCAGAGAACACAAGUAUUUAACCAAAAUACCAUGUUUAAUAUUUAUUUUGUCCUAACCAAUAGACAACACUCGACAGCGUAGAAUCCAUAUUUAUUAAUUUACUAUUAUAUAAUUUAUUAUUAAUAUAAUAUUUAUUACUAUUACUAUUAAUCAUUAUUAUAUUGAUACUUGGCAUUAUUAAGAUUUAAUCUUCAUUGCUAAUGGUGUACUGAUGUAGUGUACUACUGUUGAUCUACACGAAUACGUAUGGAGUAGCGAGUAUCACUGUUCGGUGAACAUAACUUAAUAUUAUUUACAUUUCAUAUUUUAACCUUGCUAGCGGUUAUAUAAUUAUUAGUCAUUACUUGUUGAGUAUAUAGAUAACGGAUAUAAUCUCGGACGAAUUAACGUAUUUAAUUAACAUUGAAAAUAUAUCAAAAUAUAAACAAACAGUUAUUAAUCCAGAAAUUAAUAAUAAUUAUAAAUAAAAUAUUAUUAGUUUUUAACAAUGUUUUCAAAUUGUAUAAUUACUAGAAAUAUUCAGCACAGUUGCAAAUUAUUAAUUGUUGGUGGAGGUUCUGGAGGAUGUACGAUGGCUGCUAAGCUCUCAAAAUAUGAACGUGAUGUGAUCAUACUAGAGCCAAAUGACACACACUACUAUCAACCUAUGUUUACAUUGAUUGGUGGUGGUAUGAAAACUAUAUCCCAGUCCUGUUCUUCCACAAAAUCGGUGAUUCCAAAAAAUGUAAAUUGGAUCCAAGACAAAGUCAAAAGUUUUAAUCCAAAAGUAAAUAUUAUAACAACAUCAAAUGGAGACACAAUUAAUUAUGAUUAUAUGGUAGUGUCUAUUGGAUUACAAUAUAAUUAUGAUCAAAUCAUUGGCUUAAGAGAAGCUCUUAGUAAAAAAGAUAGUGGAGUUUGUACAAACUAUUCAUCUCAAUAUGUGGAAAAAACUUAUCAAAUUUUGCAAAAUUUCAAUGGUGGAAAUGCAAUAUUUACAUUUCCCAAUACACCAAUUAAAUGUGCUGGAGCUCCUCAAAAAAUUAUGUAUAUUACUGAAGACUAUUUAAGAAGAACAGGUAAAAGAAACAAAGCCAAUAUAAUGUACAAAACAUCUACACCUGCAAUAUUUGGAGUUAAAAAAUAUGCACAGAAGUUACACCAAAUAUGUAAUGCACGUAAUAUUUCAGUUGGCACAAGACAAAAUUUAAUAAAAAUAGAUUCUACCCAGAACAAAGCCACUUUUGAAUUUCUUGAUGAACCAAAUAAAACUGAAUCAAUGGAAUAUUCUAUGCUUCAUGUUACUCCACCAAUGGGUCCACCAGAUGUUUUAAUAAAAUCUAGUCUCAGCAACAGUGCUGGGUAUUUAGAUGUUGACCCUUAUACAUUACGUCACAAUGUAUAUGGGAACAUAUUUGGAAUUGGAGAUUGUACAAGUUGUCCAACAUCAAAAACAGGAGCUGCAGUAGCAGCCCAAAGUAUUAUUGUUCUUAAAAACAUGAUAAAUGUGAUGAAUGGUAAGAACAUCAAAGAUAAAUAUGACGGAUACACAUCUUGUCCAUUAGUCACUGGAUAUAGCAAAUGCAUUCUAGCAGAAUUUGAUUAUGACCUUAAACCAUUAGAGACAUUUCCAAUAAACCAAGGGAAUGAAUUGCGUAGCAUGCUUUUGAUAAAGAAACAUGUACUACCAUUUAUUUACUGGAAUAUAAUGCUUAAAGGUUAUUGGAAUGGUCCUAAAAUGAUAAGAAAAAUUAUGCAUUUUGGUCUUGAUUAGAUUAAAAAUUAUAAUGUAGUAAAAUAUAAAUACUUCUUAUUGGUAUGUAUAAUCAUUAUUGUUUUGAUCACAACAAAUUUAGUUAUUUAAUAAUAAAUAUUUAUAAACACUAAUUUAUUUAGAUAAUAAUAGUUAUUAUUCCACAUACUAGGCAAAGGAUACCUUUUUAAUAUAAUUAUAGUUAAUACAUUUAUUGUAAAAUUAAAUGCUAAAUAGUAAAUAUUAUAUUUCAAAUCAUUAAAAAAAAAAAAACUUAACUCAAUAUUUUGAAUAAAAUCUUUGAUGCAUAAGGUACAGUGAGCAUAUUUGUAAAUUUAAUAUUAAAAUAGUAGAAUAAAAAGGUUUUACCUGUGUUUUGAGUGUUAAUGAAAUGUGAUCUAUGACCAAAUUCAGAAGUAUCUAGUAUUGCAUCAUUAAAAUCUGCUAAAUUGUUUUUUUCAGUUUGAGAUGUUUCAUCUGUAAA